Mizuhopecten yessoensis (Yesso scallop) is the source of this 438-nucleotide messenger RNA. RefSeq names its product 60S ribosomal protein L27a-3-like. Gene Ontology annotation, molecular function: structural constituent of ribosome. NCBI's taxonomy places the organism in Eukaryota, Metazoa, Mollusca, Bivalvia, Pectinida, Pectinidae. Bases 1 to 438 code for a protein of 145 amino acids. Gene Ontology annotation, cellular component: ribosome; cytosolic large ribosomal subunit. The record is from RefSeq and is a predicted model, not a curated record. Gene Ontology annotation, biological process: translation. The transcript has a single exon.
AUGCCAGCUAGAUUUAGUAAGAACAGAAAGAAGCGUGGACACGUCUCUGCCGGUCACGGUAGAAUCGGUAAGCACAGAAAGCAUCCAGGAGGUCGCGGUUUGGCUGGUGGUUUAACUCACCACAGAAUUAACAUGGAUAAGUAUCACCCAGGUUACUUCGGUAAGGUUGGUAUGAGAUACUUCCACAAGACCUUAAACAAGUUCCAUCGUCCAACUGUUAACGUUGAAACUCUCUGGAACUUAGUUUCUGAACAAACCCGUGCCAAUGCCUCUGAAACCAACAUUCCAGUCAUUGACGCCAAGCGUGCUGGUUUCGGUAAGGUUUUAGGUAAGGGUAAGCUUCCAAACAAGCCAUUUGUCCUUAAGACUAAAUUCGUCUCCCGUAAGGCUGAACAAAAGAUCAAUGCUGUUGGUGGAAAGGUUGAAUUGAUUGCUUAA